This is a messenger RNA of Aureobasidium subglaciale EXF-2481, 837 nucleotides long. RefSeq lists its product as uncharacterized. Gene Ontology annotation, cellular component: fungal-type vacuole; vacuolar membrane. Gene Ontology annotation, molecular function: L-cystine transmembrane transporter activity. Gene Ontology annotation, biological process: L-cystine transport. The transcript has 3 exons. Bases 1 to 837 code for a protein of 278 amino acids. Lineage: Eukaryota; Fungi; Ascomycota; Dothideomycetes; Dothideales; Saccotheciaceae. The record is from RefSeq and is a predicted model, not a curated record.
AUGUACGAAGUCACAGGAGAGAAUUUCGCUCGCGCCAUCUCGUGGUUACUUGGGUGGUCAUAUUUCACAUCAUGGUCGCUGUCAUUCUACCCGCAACCGCUUCGCUGCUGGAAACGCCGGUCUACUCGUGGUAUAACCGUUGACUUCCCUCUGUUGAACAUUGUCGGUUUCACGAGUUACUUCAUAUCGACUACGGCAUUCCUCUUCUCGCCUGGGAUUCGACAGCAAUAUGCAGUCCGGCAUCCGCUUGCUCCCGAGCCCACAGUCCGCCUCAACGAUCUAGUAUUUGCUCUUCAUGGCACCAUUGUAUGCUUCGUUUUCUACAGUCAAUUCUACCCAAGGCUGUGGAAUUUUGAGAUUGUCAAAGGGCAACGUGCCAGUUCAACUGCGCUGGGUAUAUUCUAUGGAUCGAUCAUCGGUGUCGCUAUCACCGUAUUGCUCGUAUCAUUACUUAAAGGUGGAAGGGACACUGCUGACUCUUGGGCGGACAUUGACAUUAUAUACGCAUUCUCGUAUGUGAAACUCAUCAUCACACUUAGCAAAUAUGCCCCGCAAGCUUGGUACAACUACAAAAUCAAGUCAACAGCAGGUUGGGCUAUCGAUAUGAUCUGGCUCGACUUCAUUGGUGGUAUCAUGUCUCUUCUCCAACUGAUCAUAGACAGCGCGCUACAGGCAGAUUGGAGUGGUAUCACCGGCAAUCCUGCCAAAUUGUUCCUGGCAGUGUUUAGUCUUGGCUUUGACAUGGUCUUCUUCGCACAGCAUUAUAUCUUGUACAAAGGCGCUGAACUACCUGCAGAAGAUGAGGAGGAAGAUGCGACGAGACCUCUCCUGGGUUGA